Molecule: messenger RNA, 971 nt
Organism: Coccinella septempunctata (seven-spotted ladybird)
Lineage: Eukaryota; Metazoa; Arthropoda; Insecta; Coleoptera; Coccinellidae
Gene: Brms1
Product: breast cancer metastasis-suppressor 1-like protein
Exons: 1
Coding region: 282-962 (226 amino acids)
Biological process (GO): negative regulation of transcription by RNA polymerase II
Cellular component (GO): Sin3-type complex
Molecular function (GO): histone deacetylase binding
Source: RefSeq, a predicted model, not a curated record
ACUUUGACAGAACACAUAUGAUUUACAUUUACAUUAUGGUUUGUUCAUGUUUUACGUCCAAAAAAGCACUUAAUAGUGAUAAGCGAUAUAAACAGAAAUAACUUUCUUUUGGUCUGUAAUACCAAAGAUUAACCUCUUUGGUAAUACACUUAUCAGAACAUGAAAAGGUUUGAUGUCCAAACACUGGAACAUAACCAUAAAACACCUAAGCUGGAAGAUAUAAAUAAAAGUACUCCCCAGAGUUGAAAUUUUUGGUGAACUUAUAUUUCCACUUUAUUAUUAUGAAGGCCAACAACGCCAACGAUCUUAGUGAUGGAGAGGUCUCUGAUCCAGAAUCUAAUCAUUCGAAUUCAAGUAGAGACGAUGGAGGAAGAGAAUCUAGUGAAGAUGUUGGUGAUUCGAGUGAUAGUUCCGAAAUGGACGAAAGUGAAUGUGAAGGUAAAAGAUCACGGCUAUCCCAACAUGUCCAGGAUUUGGAAAGCCAAUUCACUCAUCUACGAGAGCAGUUAUACCAAGAACGUCUAGCUCAAGUUGAACACCAACUUGUUGAAGUUAAGGCUGGAAGAUCACCAGAUUAUCUGAAUCCAUUGGAAGAAUUACAGAAAAAUAUGAGUAUAAGAAUUGAAGUGGCAGGAAUUCUACGACAAUACAAAAUUCAAAAUGUAAAAAAUCAGUUUGAAGCUGAAGAACAAGCAGCUGAACAGAACUUUGAAAGUGAAAAGGGCUUAGCAUAUGAUUUCUUCUUUUCGGAAUUAAUGGACACAAUCCGGAGCUUAGAAGAAGAUAGACAUAACUGUGAGCUAAGUUGGGGUGAAGGUGGUGAGUGGUGUUCAAGGCCUAGAUCUAGAUCGCGAAAGAAGGCAGUUACAGUUUCUGGACCUUAUAUUGUUUAUAUGUUGAAACCCCAAGAUAUAAUGGAGGACUGGACAUUAAUUAGAAAAGCUAUUAAACGUACAGCAUAAGGUUUUAAA